UUGCCCCGGCACGCGGGCGGGGCGUCAGGCCUCCAGAGUCGCAGAGGCGUCCAGUCUGGCGCGCGGUCCACGGCGGGUCCUCCCGGCACGCUGGGGGUCCCGGAGCGGCGGGGCACGGCCGGACGGCAGGGACGCGCUCAAGAUCCAGCAGCUGCAGCAGCAGAUCCGCCUGGAGCGCGAGGCCCGCGUGCGCUCCUCGCCUCCCGCGUCCCCGGAGCCCCCGGAGCCGCGCUCGGAGCCCAUGAGCGCGCUCGCCGCCCGCCCCGCGCCCGCCAUGCAGGCCUCCGGCUCCUUCAGCUACGCGCGCCCCAAGCAGUUCAUCGCCGCGCAGAGCCUGAGCCCCGGCGCGCCCCGGCCCCCGACGCCCGCGUCCCCGACGCCCCCCGAGCCCGAGGCCCCGUGGAGCGCGCUCCCGCCGCCGCCCCCGCCGCUCAGCCAGCCGGCGGCCGCCCCCGGGCCCGACGCCUUCCCGCCGCCACCGCCGCCGCCUCCGCCGCCCGGCCCGGGCCCCGUCACCCGCGCUGCGCGCCCCGGCCCCGUGCCCGCCGCGCUGCUCCGCGCUCUGCUGCCCUCGCCGCCGCCCGCCGCCGCCGGCGUCUCCACCAGCGUCUCUGCGCUCGGCCUGCCCCGCGCCGCCCCUGCCACGGGAUUUCCCAAGAAGGCCAGCAGAACUGCCCGCAUCGCCUCGGACGAGGAGAUCCAGGGCUCGAAGGAUGCCGUCAUCCAGGACCUGGAGCGGAAGUUGCGCUUCAAGGAGGACCUGCUGAACAACGGGCAGCCGAGGUUGACGUACGAGGAAAGGAUGGCUCGGCGGCUGCUGGGUGCCGACAGCGCGACCGUCUUCAACGUCCAGGAGCCUGAAGAGGAGGCGGCCAGCCAGGACCCUGGGUCUCCUCAUGCUUCUGUAGGGAGUCCUCUGGAUGGUCAAAAGGAGUACAAAGUCUCCAGCUGUGAGCAGAGGCUCAUCAGUGAAAUCGAGUACAGGCUGGAAAGGUCCCCUGUGGAGGAGUCAGGGGAAGAGGCUCCCUGUGGGGACGCGUCUGUGGAGAGUGGAGCGGCCCCAUUCUUCGAGACGAAGCUGAAGCAUUUCAAGAUCUUUGAGGGGAUGCCCGUGACCUUCACAUGCAGAGUGACCGGGAAUCCAAAGCCGAAGACCUACUGGUUUAAAGAUGGGAAGCAGAUCUCUCCCAAGAACGAUCACUACAGCAUCCGGAGUGACCCUGAUGGCACCUGCUCUCUGCAUACCACGGCCUCCACCCUGGACGAUGACGGGAAUUACACGAUCAUGGCUUCGAGCCCUCAGGGCCGCGUCAGCUGCACGGGACGGCUGAUGGUGCAGGCCGUGAACCAGAGAGGCCGCAGCCCCCGCUCGCCCGCCGGCCAGCCUCACGGCAGAAGGUCUCGUUCGAGAUCCAGGGACAGUGCCGACGAAGGUGAACCGAUUCAGGAGCGAUUCUUCCGACCGCACUUCCUGCAGGCUCCCGGGGACCUGACGGUCCAGGAGGGCAGGCUCUGCAGGAUGGACUGUAAGGUCAGUGGGCUGCCAACCCCCGAUCUCAGCUGGCUGCUGGACGGCAAGCCCAUCCGCCAGGACAGCACCCACAAGAUGCUGGUGCGAGAGAACGGGGUGCACUCUCUGAUCAUCGAGCCCGUCACGGCCCGGGACGCCGGUGUCUACACGUGCAUGGCCACCAACCGGGCUGGCCACAACUCCUUCAGCCUGGAACUCGUGGUCGCAGCUAAGGAAGCGCACAAGCCCCCCGUGUUCCUCGAGAAGCUGCAGAACACGGGGGUGGCGGACGGGUACCCGGUUCGGCUGGAAUGCCGGGUGUCCGGGGUGCCGCCGCCACAGAUAUUUUGGAAGAAGGAAAACGAGUCGCUCACUCACAGCACGGACCGCAUGAGCCUGCACCAGGACAGCUACGGCUACGUGUGUCUACUCAUCCAGGGAGCCACCAAGGACGAUGCUGGCUGGUACACGGUGUCGGCCAAGAACGAGGCCGGGAUCGUGUCCUGCACGGCCCGGCUGGACGUCUACACCCAGUGGCAGCAGCCCCCGCCAAGCACCAAGCCGAAGCGGGUGCGGCCCUCGGCCAGCCGCUACGCCGCGCUCUCGGACCAGGGACUCGACAUCAGGGCUGCGUUCCAGCCCGAGGCCAGCCCGUCCCACCUGAUGCUGAGCCCCGGCCUGGUGGAGAGCGAGGACCUGUGAGCCGGCGCUCUCCGCAGAGCCCAGACACUGAAACCACUGCUGCCUUGACCCACACCUCCUCUGUCACGGGACGUAAAAGGCAGAAACAUACCUUUGGCUCUGAGAAACAAAAGGACACCAAAAUCCUACUUUUCUUCCUGGUAAACCAGACGUAGAGGCUGCGUACGCGAUGCUGAUAGGAAUGCACACCUUGCACGGAGAAUUCACAUUCAUCAGCCAAUUUAAAACCUUGGGAAGUGCUGCACUUCAGGGGGUCUGAAAUGCCAAAGUGCUAACGGAAAAAAGGUGACCACGACCUGUGUUGUCCCGAGUGUCUUCACUAGUGUAGGUGCUGCCACCCAGCAUGAGGUCGGGGGGCUCCCCGGAGGUGGCUGCACCACGGUGGACACCGCCUGGGCUCUGCGGGGCAGUGUGCUCACGCAGCCAGGGACCCACGUGGGGCAUGGGACAAGGAGGGCGCCACCAGGAAGCCCAAGGAAACGCCUGUCUGCGAAUGGCUUUCCACUAAACCGUGCGGAAGGAGCCACCUGCCUUCAGUUCUGUUAACAUCAAGAGUUUUCUAACUAGGUCAAGACCUUCGUUCUUAACCUUUUUUUCUUUACGUGUAGUAUUUUCUUUUCUUGUUACCUUGGUAGGGCGCUUACUUACAAACCAUAUUAAAAGAAUGCGACGUACUCUGAAUAAAGAAGAAGCAUAUUGCAGUCCAUUCCACGAAGGGCAUCCCAGCCACCCAAGUGACCAAGGUGUGUAGUAUCUGGAGGAGACGGGUCUGGAAGGGGCGGAGAGGAGAGGGAAAGGAAGCACGACCAGACAGACUGUGCUCACUUAGAUGAAAGCAGCAGAGCACGAGACGGUAAAGGCCAGGCUUUUCUUUGGUUUUCUUCAAACUUAACCUAAAAUAGAAGCGACAAAACACCGCCAUUCGCAAGUCAGGAACUCGAGGGUCAGCCUGAGGGAAGCUCGUGCUCGGGACACUGCAGUGUCGGAGCUGGCGCCGCAGCGGGAGAUUGAGGUGCGCACUGCAAGUUGAAUAUGGGCUGAGCUGCGAGAUUGUCAUGGAUCAGAGACAGCCUGUGGGCGCUAGUCUACUUGGGGAGACAAAGACGGGGGUGCCAGCAUGCAUUUUCUCCAUGGCACUGCCCUACGGUGGGUGGAAACUAUUCACUUCCCUGCUGCCACGAGACCUUUUGCCUUAAGAAGGUGCUGGGUUCCAAGUAGUUUGUAAAGGCAUCUCGGCAAAGACUGCAUUCUGAGUGCCUGUGAGUCUGCGUCAGCUAGAUGGAGUGGGUUCUGACCAGACUUGACGGUUUUAAGUCAGAACCAGUAAACUUUAAAAAGGAGAAAAAAAGCAAAUCUGGGCUGAUACUAUAAAACCUGAGUCUUUAAUGGUACUUUCCUAUGAAGAGAACACACUGUAUUCCUUAUGCAAAACACAUUUAUCUUUCGUUAUUUAUAAUACAAAUGUUGAACUCUCUUAGCUCAGUUACUCCAUUCAAUACGUAGUAUUUUUUAAGUACUUCUGUAUCUGUGUGCCACCGUGUAUAUCCCAUUGCACUGCUUCACAUGGACAGCUUUCUACUUCCUUGUAAGAGCACCAACCAAGCGAGCUUUAAAUGCCAGGCUGGAGCUCCGGUGCCCACGUUCGGUGCAGAGUGGCACACGUGUCUCUGACCACACCUACGUGCAUUGCUGAUGUCGGAUUUCAGACACCGUGCGAAGUCUCUCCUGGACCUUUCUGUACUGUAGAAUUAUGACUUAACAUCAUCUCUUACUUGCCAAAUUUUUCUGAAUGUGACUUCUUGCUGAUUUGCUGGGUUUGGGAUUAAGUAGCAUUAUUUUGCCACCUUUCAUGUAUUUAUAAAGAAAUAAGUACGAUCUUACCACUCUGGAUUGUUGUGCUGGUGUAAUGUGGAUUUAACAUCAAUAAAUAUUUAACAAAUAAUAGUUGCAAUUUUGUGAAGCAAAUAUUCAGUCGUUUUCAUUUUCUAUUGCUUGCUGUAAUAAACUGGUACAGACUAGAA
This is a messenger RNA of Delphinapterus leucas (beluga whale), 4233 nucleotides long. The record is from RefSeq and is a predicted model, not a curated record. Lineage: Eukaryota; Metazoa; Chordata; Mammalia; Artiodactyla; Monodontidae.